AUGGCCUUGUUCUCGCCAUAUAAUGGAGCAAAACUCCAUACUCUUCGCAGCUCGGACGACAGUGACACAAGCGACGUGGAGACGCUCAGCUCGACAGGUGCCCAGGCCGAAGGAACUCCAGUGACACCGGGGUUCCCUCGAUAUUCACCUCCUGGUGAAGGGCAGCAGUGCAACGUACGCUCCAGUGCAGUUGGCUUCGUGGACAUGAAGGCCCUUUGGCACGCUCUUAGCACUACCUUCUGUAUUACGUUUUGUUGCGUCUUUGUCGUCACAUUAUGCGAGAUGUGGGCAUUCCCAGCAACGGCUUCGCCAGCCACAGAGCUGGCGUCGUCGUGGCGCCCAUGGUACGAUCGACACGGUGACGUGUCCCCUCGCAUCCUGAUUUGGACCGGCCCGUCUUCUAAGAUUUCCGAGGCUCCCGGUGCCCACGCAACAGUAUCAUGCCUAGCGACAGCGAAUGCCUCCACGGCUCAACACGGGAACUGGACCGCGUGCAAUUUCACCGCCGAUGAGAACGUCGACAGCUACGACGUUCCGAAGCAGUGCGCAGUGACUUACGACCGGCGCCUUCUUAUGGAAAGUGACGCAAUCGUUUUCCACGCUGACCGCGUGAACGUCAGCGACCUUCCCAGAGAACGCGCUACCGACCAACUGUGGGUGUUUUGGGCGCGCACUCACCCUGUAAUGCCGACAUUCGUGCGGGACGUUGGUCUCCUUGGCGCUAUCUCCCGCUUCUUACGGGGUAAGCUUUCUCCGUCCGCACUGCCCAUCCAGUUGGCACGGGUCUUUAACUGGACCAUGUCCCAUCGAGAGGACUCCGUGGUUUACAUUCCCCACAGGACUUUUGGUCCUGGCGUCCUGUCCGCCGGUGAUUCCCCGACGUCAACCAUCAAUUCCGGCGAUCGGUCGGCCAUGGACACCAGGCAGGACGCUGCCUGGAUCGUCUCGGACUGCGAACUGGAAAGAUACAAGGAAGAACACGAUAAGAUGCGUUCUAGUCACAAUGGCCGGCACUACAGGGGCCCCCUAGCACGCCUCAUAGGCCUACACAUUCUACCCAACUGUGGUGCUGCCCUGUGCGAGUCGCCAGCCGACUGCGUGGCGCAGGUUGCCAAGAACUUCAAAUUUAUCGUGGUGACAGCGUCGCCGGCUUGCUUUCAGAGCAUGUACCACCUCGUCUACGAGGCGUUCAAGCACGACGUCAUCCCAAUCGUGCUUGCGGAGCGCCACACCGUGCUCAAUUUCCCACCCAAAUCUGUGGUCAACGCUGCGACCUUGGCGGCGCCCGGCAAGCUUCAGUCGCGCCUUAUACACCUGCUGGAAGAUCCCGCCGAGUACGAGAGCUACUUCACCUGGAAACGAAACUUCACGGUAUCCGCACUCGGGGACGAGCUGUGCCCGCUGUGCGCAGCUCUGCAAGGGAAGACCAGGCCAGUGGCUCCGACAGGGCUGGACAUCCGGGAGUGGUGGGAGCGUCGCGCCAGAUGCCAGGACGUGCACUCGGUUGGCAUGAGUUUUUUCAGGUCUACUAUAGCUGGCGGCGCACGUUCUCGUUCUCAUAACGCACGGCACUACAGAGCUCCGCAACUGCAACAGGACCUCUUCGAAUGCUCGCGUUAA
Dermacentor andersoni is the source of this 1620-nucleotide messenger RNA. RefSeq names its product alpha-(1,3)-fucosyltransferase C-like. Gene Ontology annotation, molecular function: fucosyltransferase activity. Gene Ontology annotation, cellular component: membrane. The record is from RefSeq and is a predicted model, not a curated record. Lineage: Eukaryota; Metazoa; Arthropoda; Arachnida; Ixodida; Ixodidae.